Alligator sinensis (Chinese alligator) is the source of this 3091-nucleotide messenger RNA. RefSeq lists its product as uncharacterized. NCBI's taxonomy places the organism in Eukaryota, Metazoa, Chordata, Crocodylia, Alligatoridae. The coding region runs from base 68 to 2110 and encodes 680 amino acids. The record is from RefSeq and is a predicted model, not a curated record. The transcript has 3 exons.
GAAGGGAAGGAGGAGUAUUUAAGCGACAGACAGUAUUUUCUACCAGAAUAGCAUAUUCCACAGCAGCAUGGACGAGAACCUUGAAGAUGCAACCUGCAGCAACAUCAGAUCAAUCGCCAAGGAUCUGACCAACUUGGUGACUUGGGCGCACACUCAUGGGACGAUAUGCAAUCAAAUCCCAGCCUUGGAAAUUGUACAGGGCAUGGACCGUCCCACCAGGGACAAUUCUGUUCUAUGGAUAUGUGUAACUGGACAUGCCUAUCACUGGCGCUGCGGCGGGGCGCUGUACUUCAGAAGCGGGGAGGAAAGCAUGGAACAGAAGAAGAGGCCCCGAACCUCUGAUUCCUGCUCAGCGGAGCAUAAUUUAAGCGAAAAGAGAUACAGGGUAAGCUCACUGAAAGCCGAUUCUGAGAGCACAGGAUGCCACAGCAGAUCUCCAGGGAUAGCUCCAAAGGCCGAAGCCAACACGUGCUUCAUAGCAUGCGAUAUAGCAGUGCCACCAGAAAACCAGAGUGGACUUAUUCCUCUGAAAGGCAGCAGCUCCACAAGACCGUGCUGCACCGCAGAGCAGAACAUGCUACUAACGGCUAGUCGUGCCACAACCGACCGAGCUACUGGGCCAACGAAAAGCAUGGAGGACCUGCAAGACAUCUCUGAUGAGGAACAGUUUGAAGCAGAGGAAGGACCCAAAAUAAACCGGAAUAUUCUUUCAGACUCACAGAAUAAAGAAGCCUUGGCUGAGUAUGAACUGCAAGUGCAAGGCGAUAGGAACAGGGGGACUAGCCAAGAUACGGCCACCCAGACAUCUAUUUCUGUCUACAAAGGGAAGGCUGUGACGACCCCCUUUUUACAAGAGAUUUUAGAACGCAGCAGUCCAGAGAGCCUGGAAAACCACUGCUUGAAUUUAGUUGUUCCUCCUCCUGCUAAGUCCAGAAGCAAAACCUCUGGAGCAGGGAAUCCCUCUGAAUCAGCGGUGUCUAAAGAGCAGUUAACAGCAACUCCCGUCCCCAGCGUGGAAACCAGGGCCCUGUUUGAGCCCCCUGUAUUCAGAGCCUUCUACGACUCCGCACCGCCUGGCGUGGUCCACCAGCUGUGGCCUUCUGAGCACGCUACGUCGGGAACGGGGUUAGUCGGGAAUGUUGCCGAAACACCGGGCGAGGAAAGCAAACAGUCAGGAUCCCAGACCGCAGCAAGUGCUUUAGCCUCACCUACGCCAGGGAACGAGAGCGCCCAGGACGGCCUGCCUGCACCUUCAAACAAAAAGGUAGUGAGGAAGUCAGAGAGCAAGAGAAUCCGUAACAUCAGCGACAUAAAAAUGUUCAGAGACUGGCUGGCGUUACAUUACCCCUCUGAAAAGCGGGAGAUCUUCACGCUGCUGCCAGAAGCCCUCGAUAAUUACCUAGCCUCGUUCUACACUAACGUCAGGAAGCAGAACGGCGCCGAGUUCUCGGCCAGCUCCUUAUUCUUCUUCCAGAGCAGUAUAGAGAGGUACCUCAAGGAACACAAGUACGAGUAUAGCGUGGUGAAAGGCUUCGAAUUCGCAGCGUCUCAGGAAGCCUUAAAAGUGAAAGGCCAGCAACUAGCAGAAAAAGAGAGGGAGAGAGACUGGAGCAUCCUGGAAAACCUGACAGAUAGAGACGUCGAGGAUCUUCGCAAGAAAGGCAUACUCAGCCGAAUGCAUCCCGAAGGCUUCCUGCACUUAAUGCUCGUAAACAUCGUUAGAGGGUUUGGGGCAAACACGCACCAUCAGGCUCAGAAUGUGUGGUGGGGGCAGGUUUUACUGAAAAAGAACAAGGAGGGAUUAGAGUACUUGGAGUGGAAAGAGAAUCUGAAUGCAAAGGCAAAUCCAGAGGAGUCAGGUCCAUGCAUAUAUGCCAAGCCUGAUAACCCAGGCAGCUGUCCCGUCUGGGACUAUAAGGAGUACGCUAGGAGGAGGCCUUUGGAUAUGUUUCAUGAUCACGAUCCAUUUUACCUCUCUCCUAAACCUUUGUGCUCCAUAUGGGACCAAAUCUGGUACUGUAGAAAAUCGCUGACCAAAACCAAAAUGGAAAAAAUGAUGAAAGUUAUCAUCCAGCAAGUUAAAGGAUCUGAAAAGAGGUCCACCAAGUAAGAGGGUCAGUUGGAUUUCUGCAUCCCGAUUUUGGGAGAAGUUUUUUUUUUGGUCCGGUAGUUUUAGAAUCGUUUAACGUGGCAGCACUUAGUAUAGGUAGAGAGAGACAGCUCCUUUCCUCGGAGUUUGGCGUAAUGAUUUUAAAUUGGCUUUAAAAUUACCAUCACCUUCAUUUUCCGAUGAAGUGCAGGGCUUCCAUCAAUAGCAAGAAUGGAAUUAAUUAUUCAACGCACAAUGCAAGCAUGAAACAUAAUCCCAGAUUUAAACCAUUAAUGUUCUGCUGAAUUAUUAGCUCAGCGCCUCAGAGCGCUAAUGUUAAUGUUAACAGGGCCCAUAUUUGAAUAAUAUGGCUAAGAAUGACAGGUCUGUGCAGUUUAGGGAGGGCUGGAACUGACCCGAUUAUAAACUGUAUUUAGCAGCAGUCUUGUGUAACAUCUCCUUGUAUAAGGAAAAGCUAAGUAGGUGGAGUUGGCUUGGGGAAGUGAUGAAAUACCAUCAGUGGUUGCCAAAUACUAAUCUAUAGCUAUUCAGAGUGUUUUAAACAGUGUUCAAACUAGUUCUCUCUCUCUUUUCCUUUUCUAAGAGGGGGAAGGAAUCUUAGCUUUACUUCGUUCUGUGUUUUAGGAAGUUACCAAAGUCAGCGCAAUGUUUUCUAACAAAGCUAUUUCCUUCAGUAUUGCAGUUCUUGUUUUAGGAGAGUAUAGCCAAUGCUUUGAUGUAUUCAGAGUUCUUCAAUGUCUGUAUUUUCUUAAAGUCCGGUUACAACUGUUGGAUCGCUGGCAUCUCUUAAUAAAUUCAGUUUGACUUCAUCAGCGUCGGUCUGCCCAGAGAAGGCGAAAUCAGUAGCCCAGAGCUGGCAAUCAGGUGGACCAAAAGACUCGCCUGUUCACUCCCACUGCUCCCAUCACAUUUCCACUAGGAUGAUCAGCCACAGACUUUUCUUCACGUGGGUCCCAUUUGCACUGCAGAGCAGAUCAUGCA